CCUUGAGCCAGCUCAUGCCAACAAAUUAUCAACCAAGUUAGCUUAUUAUUAAUAUUCCUGUCCAAAUAAAACCACAUCUUCACCUCUCUACACACACACAUACCAAACCUCAUCUUAAUUCUCCUUCACUAACUUACCAACAUGGCACUCACUACUACACCUCUUGUACUCAUUCUUCUUACUCUCAUUCCCUUUCUAACAGCACAAAAAGCACCAGCACCAGCACCUUCAGGCCCAAUAAACAUCACUGGAAUCUUUGAUAAAGCUGGCCAAUACACCACCCUAAUUCGCCUCCUCAAUGAAACUCAACAACUCACUCAAAUUCAAUCUCAACUCAAUUCCACUUCACAAGGCUUCACAAUCUUCGCCCCAACGGACAAUGCCUUCCAAAAUCUUCCAUCAGGAGCACUCAACGAUCUCUCAGACGAACAAAAAGUUCAACUCAUUCUCUACCACGUCACACCAAAAUGUUACUCUCUUUCUGAUUUCUUAACCGUUAGUAACCCAGUUAGAACACAAGCUUCUGGUAAAGAUGGUCCUUGGGGUCUUCACUUCACUUCACAAGGUAAUCAAGUUAAUGUUUCUACUGGAGUUGUUACCGUACCAAUUAACAACGCUUUGAGACAACAAUUUCCUUUGGCUGUUUAUCAAUUGGACAAGGUUUUGUUACCUUCUGAACUUUUUGGAGCUAAGUCUCCGGAUUCAUCUCCGGCUCCUAAAUCGUCGAAAACUCCUUCUUCUAAAACUCCAAGCAGCCCCAUUGAAGGUGAUGCUCCAGCGCCUUCGUCUACUAAGAAGGAUGAUAGUGCGGCUGGGAGGAAUGUUGGAUUUGGAUUCGUUGUUGGAUUUGGUUUGAUUUGCAUGGGAAUUCUUUUUUGAUGAGAAACUGUUUUCAUGUAACUUUUCAUUUGUUCUUCUUUGUCCUUUUUCUUGUUGGGUUUGAUUUCAUAUGAACCUGGCUUAUUCUUUGUAUGUAAUUUAUGCUUUUAUUUUUACAUGUAUGUAUUGCUUGUCUUACAUAUUUUGAAGGAUUUAAAGGACAUGUUUGGUGAAAAAAAAUAUAAGGUUUUAAACACUUUACUUUA
Trifolium pratense (red clover) is the source of this 1085-nucleotide messenger RNA. RefSeq names its product fasciclin-like arabinogalactan protein 13. The transcript has 2 exons. The coding region runs from base 142 to 879 and encodes 245 amino acids. The record is from RefSeq and is a predicted model, not a curated record. Lineage: Eukaryota; Viridiplantae; Streptophyta; Magnoliopsida; Fabales; Fabaceae.